AUGUUGAUAGUGAACAUCAUUCUUUAUAUGAAUCGUGUGUUGACUCCAACCUUAUUUAAACGGACUAUGGCAGUGGCAAAGAAAUCAAAAGUUCCUCAAAUAGAGUUUGAGCGUGUGGUAGACUGUCCUUAUAGAUUUGGGGCCCAUGUAAGUACUGCUGGAGGUAUUUCAAAAGCCAUAUUGAAUGCAAAGAACAUUGGAGCAAAUAGUUUUGCACUUUUUUUGAAAUCUCCAAGAAAAUGGGUCUCACCUGAGAUCAAGGACGAAGAAGCAGCCGAGUUUGCCAGACUCUGUGCAGAACAUGGAUACAAUCCACGUACAGAUAUCUUACCACAUGGAUCAUAUUUCAUCAAUUUGGCCAAUCCUGACACCGAGAAAGAAGCUAAAGCAUAUGGAUCAUUUUUAGAUGAUUUGAAAAGAUGUGAGAGACUUGAUAUUGGAUUAUAUAAUUUCCAUCCAGGAUCUAGUUUAGAUGGAGAUCACCGUGAGGCAUUGGUUCAAUUGGCGAAAAAUAUCAACCUGGCCAUUAAGGAAACUUCCUUUGUUAAGAUUGUUAUUGAGAAUAUGGCUGGUCAUGGGAAUUUAAUUGGUUCCGACUUGCAAGAUAUCCGAGAUGUGAUAGAUAUGGUGGAAGAUAAAUCCAGAGUUGGUGUUUGUAUAGAUACGUGUCAUACUUUUGCAGCAGGAUAUGAAAUCGGUACCGCUGAAUCAUUUAAAGAAUUCUGGCAAAAAUUUGAAGACAUUAUUGGGUGGGAAUAUUUGAGUGCAAUCCAUCUUAAUGAUUCAAAGGCACCAUUGGGAGCCAAUCGUGAUUUACAUCAGAAAUUAGGGUUAGGGUUUUUAGGAUUGGAAACGUUCCGUCUUAUUGCCAACUUUGAUAAAUUAAAGAAUAUUCCAAUUGUGUUGGAAACUCCUUCUGAUAACGAUGAUACAUUGUAUGGACAUGAAAUUAAAUUACUUGAAUGGUUACAAGGUAAGGAAAUUAAUGAUGAAGAAUUUAUUAAAAAAAGUGAGGAAUUAUCAGCAAAUGGUGCUGGUGAAAGAAAGGAACAUCUCAAGAAAUUUGAAGUUAAAAAGUCGAAAAAGGCAACUGUAACGAAAAAGCGUAAAGGAGCAUUUGAUAUUGGAUCAAUGUUGACAAAGAAGGGUAAAGUAGAAGUUAAGGACGAAUUGGAAGAAGGAGAAGAAGGAGUCAAUAAGAAAGAGGCUGAUAUUGAAGAGACCAAAGAGGUUAAAGAAGAGAAGUAA
This is a messenger RNA of [Candida] anglica, 1248 nucleotides long. The record is from the annotation of a GenBank genome assembly. Lineage: Eukaryota; Fungi; Ascomycota; Pichiomycetes; Serinales; Debaryomycetaceae.